Myxocyprinus asiaticus (Chinese sucker) is the source of this 2922-nucleotide messenger RNA. It is a transcript of the gene cldn3d, whose product is annotated as claudin 3d. Bases 67 to 1215 code for a protein of 382 amino acids. The transcript has 2 exons. Gene Ontology annotation, cellular component: bicellular tight junction; plasma membrane. The record is from RefSeq and is a predicted model, not a curated record. Gene Ontology annotation, biological process: bicellular tight junction assembly; cell adhesion. NCBI's taxonomy places the organism in Eukaryota, Metazoa, Chordata, Actinopteri, Cypriniformes, Catostomidae. Gene Ontology annotation, molecular function: structural molecule activity.
GUUAAACGAAACGGGUGGUUUUAAACAAGGGACACAAAUAGCAGAGAAAUCGCGCAAAACGCAGCCAUGGCAUCUUUGGGGUUGCAGAUGUUAGGAAUUGCGCUCGCGUUUGUCGGGUGCUUAGGGGACAUCAUAACCUGCAUCAUUCCUAUGUGGAGAGUUACAGCUUUCAUCGGCAACAACAUCGUUACGGCGCAGGCCACUUGCGAGGGACUGUGGAUGGUCUGUGUGGUACAGAGCACGGGACAGAUGCAGUGCAAAGUGUACGAUUCAAUGCUCGCGCUGUCCCCUGACUUGCAAGCCGCGCGCGCUCUGGUCGUCAUCUCGAUCUUGCUCUCUCUCUUUGGCAUCCUCUUGGCCAUCGUGGGUGGCAAAUGCACCACUUGUAUCGAGAACAAAACCGCGAAGGCAAGAGUUGUGGUAUCUGCGGGGGUGUUUUUCAUUAUAAGUAGUCUGCUGUGUCUCACACCUGUCUGCUGGUCAGCACAUACCAUCAUCCGAGACUUCUACAACCCGCUCUUUCCAGAUGCGCAGAGACGGGAGCUCGGGGCCGGAGACAUGGCUGCCUUUGGUUUGGAGAUAGUGGGAGUCACUCUCUCAGUUCUUGGCUGGAUUCUCGGCAUUGUGUGCUGUGCCAUGCCCAUGUGGAGGGUUACCGCGUUCAUCGGCGCCAAUAUUGUCACAUCGCAGGUGUACUGGGAGGGAAUCUGGAUGAGCUGUGUGGUCCAGAGUACGGGACAGAUGCAGUGUAAAGUGUACGACUCCAUGCUGGCUCUUCCGAUGGACCUACAGGCAGCUCGCGCCCUGGUGGUGGUGUCCAUCAUCUUAGGUGUCCUAGCGCUACUUGUUGCUAUAGUGGGGGCCAAGUGCACCAACUGCAUUGCAGAUGAAGCGACCAAAGCUCGUGUGAUGAUCAGCUCUGGUGCUGCUUUCAUAACUGCUGGAGUCAUGCUGCUCAUUCCAGUGUCCUGGUCAGCACACACUGUUAUUUUGGAGUUCUAUAGCCCAGUUGUACCAGAAGCUCAGAAGAUGGAAAUAGGAGCAUCGCUGUACCUGGGCUGGGCUGCUGCGGCUCUGUUUCUGGUCGGGGGAUCCAUCCUGUGCUGCAGUUGCCCACCUCAAGAGAUGCCAAAGUACCUACCCCAAAGUCGUAUUGGCUACUCACCUUACCACUCAGUGGCUACAAGCACAUACAACAAGAGAGACUAUGUCUGAGUGCAUCACAGAACAUUUGAGUCUUUCAUAGAAGUAAAUUGUGACCAUGUGGGUCGGAGGUAACCAUAACUGAAAAUGUAGUUUACUUUUUGUCUGUGAAUAUGUCUACAUAUUUUUGCAUAAGGUAUAUUUUUGCUUUGUAUGUUUUUUUUUUUUUUUUUUUGCUUUUUGUUUUUUUGCCAAUAAGUGCCUAUUGUCACUCCACACUUUGUUAAACAUAUUUUGGAUCCAGGUGCAUGAAUAUUGAGAUACAGUUAAGAUUGUAUGUUUUAAAUCAAUUUGUUAGGUGAUUUAAAGGAAAAUGUGGGGACAAAGCAGUGAAAGUAAGACUGAGAUUGAUUUUUUUUUCCUUUUCUUUAUUUGGCAUGUACGUUCUCGUUCUCUGUUGUCUAGUGCUAUAAUGUGUGUUGAAACUAGCUGUAUAUUUAGUUUAGCCACACAUUAGCCUCCAAUUUCAUAAUAAUUAAACAAAUUUGAGUCUGUUUAAUUUAUGACUUUGAACAGACCUCAGAUAAGAUGAUCUUGUUUAAACAAAUGCUUCCUCUUACAUUUAGCUACAGUAAGUAACUAGGCUGUUUUUGUUUUUAGACUUCCUGUUUUUAGAAUCAUGACAACAUAUGCUAUAGAGGAAAAGCACCAACCUACCUUUUAAAUGCAAAUGUAGUUGAUCAUUUUAAUACUGGUCCAAUACCUAAUCAUCUCUUAGAUAUGAUAGGUUAUAUUGUACACUUUGUCUUGCUGUAGGAUAGUGUUUGGACUGAGGAAUGUUAAAGGGAUAGUUCACCCAAAAAUGAAAAUUCUCUCAUCAUUUACUCCUCCUCAUGCCAUCCUAGAUGUGCAUGACUUUCAUUCUUCUGCUGUACACAAACAAAGAUUUUUAGAAGAAUAUCUCAGCUCUGUAGGUCCUCACAAUGCAAGUGAAUGGUGACCAGAACUUUGAAGCUCCAAAAAUGACAUGGAGGCAUGAAAGUAAACCAUAAGACUCCAGUGGCUAAAUCCAUAUCUACUGAAGCAAUAUGAUAAGUGUGGGUGAGAAACAGAUAAUUAUUUAAGUCCUUUUUUUUACUAUCAAUCUCCACCUUUGACCAGCCCCAAACAGUAGGUGGCUGUAUGUGAAAGUGUAGAUUUACAGAUAUUGAUCUGUUUCUCACCCAAAUCCCUAUCACCCUAUCAAAUCGAUUCUGAAGACAUGGAUUAAACUACUGGUGUCUUAGACAACUUUUAUACUGCCUUUUGAACCUUCAAAGUUCUGGUCACCAUUCACUUGUAUUGUGAGGACCAAUAUAAUAUAUAUAAUAUUGCAGAAGAAAGAAAGACAUACACAUCUGGGAUGGCAUGAGGAUGAAUAAAUGAUGAGAGAAUUAAAAUUUGUGGGUGAACUAUUCCUUUAAGUGCUGUUGCAUGUGUGCUAUCAAUAUACAAAAUGUACAUGUAGAUGUAUGCAUUUAGCAUUUGUGUGUGCAUAUUUUAUUAGACUGCAUAAACAUUAAAACAGAUUAUGAAAAGGGAAAAUACAUUUGGUUUGCUUUCCACUAUGGAGAGACACAAGCAUGAAAUAAAUUCCAACCCUGGAUAACACAACAGGGUAUAUAGAGAUUAUAUGAGCAGACACCUCCCAAACUUUCAUUAUGGAUUAAAUGUACAUUGUACAGGUGUGUAUUUGCCACUUGCCUUGUUGAUAAUGUAUUUGAAUAAAUAUAUUCAUAU